AAGAAAAAUGCUUUAAGAAGGAUUUUUGAGAAGUUUGUUCAGUAGACGGCAGAUCUUUGUGAUUCACGUGAUUAUUCACCUAUAAAACCAUUGUUUAAAAAAUGAAAGCGAAGCUUAGAUUGUUUGUGCUCAUUCUCGUUAUUAUGUCUGAAGCCAUCAAUCAGAAAGUGAAAGUAAAGGUUAGCCGGAUCUCAAACGGUAAAAAUGGAUUCACCAGCUGAAUAUGAUUAUAGCUGUCCCGUGUGUCGUGAUAUUUUUAGUGUUCCUGUUAUUUUAACAUGUAGUCACAGUUUCUGUAAAGACUGUCUUCAACAUUUCUGGAAAAUCAAGAAAACUCGGGAGUGUCCCGUCUGUAGGGAACGGUCAGGACAAGAACCUACGCGUAAUCUUGCGUUACAAAACUUGUGCGAGUCGUUCCUAAAGGGGAGAAAUGAGAACCUUGCCUCAGCAUCUGAGGAGCUCUGCAGUUUACACAGUGAGAAACUCAAACUCUUCUGUCUGGAGGACAAACAGCCUGUGUGUUUAGUGUGUAGAGACUCGGAGAAACACGACAAUCACACAUUCAGACCCAUCGGUGAGGCGGUUUCUCCAUAUAAGGAGGAGCUCAAUACAGCACUAAAGUCCUUACGGGAGAAACUUCAACACAAAGAAAACAUUAAAGGAGAAUUUGAGAGAACAGUUAAACACAUCAAGUCUCAAGCUGAGCACACAGAGCAUCAGAUUAAACAGCAGUUUGAGAAGCUUCAUCAGUUUCUCAGAGAUGAAGAAGAAGCUACAAUCACUGCACUGAGGGAGGAAGAGGAGCAGAAGAAGCAGAUGAUGAAGGAGAAGCUGGAGCAGAUCAACAGACACAUGUCAACUCUUUCACUCACAAUAAAAAACAUGGAGGAGAUGAUGAAAGCCAGUGAUGUCUGCUUUAUAAAGAAGUUUCCAGUCUCAAUGGAAAGAGUCCAGAUCUCACAGCCGGAUCCACAGACGCCUUCUGGAGCUUUGAUUCAUGUGCCACGUUACUUGGGCAACCUGCCGUUCAGAGUCUGGAAGAAGAUGCAGGACAUCGUCCAAAACACUCCUGUGAUUCUGGACCCAAACACGGCUCAGCCACAUCUCGUCCUGUCUGAUGAUCUGACCAGUCUGAGAUGGAACUUGAUCAGUCAACCAUUUCCUGAUAAUCCAGAGAGAUUUGAUGAGUAUUCUUGUGUUUUGGGUUCAGAGGGUUUUAACUCAGGAACACAUUGCUGGGAUGUGGAGGUUAAAGAGAGUUUGUACUGGAGUCUUGGAGUAACUACAGCAUCAAACCAAAGGAAGGGACCUGAUUUCUUUAACAAUAAGGUCUGGUGGGUGCAGUACGGAUUGGAUGAGCGGUUUGGUUUUCCUGUUAAACAGAGGCUAGACAGGGUGAGAGUGUAUCUGGACUAUGACAGAGGAACAUUGUCAUUCUCUGAUCUUGUAACUAACACACAUCUACACACAUUCACAACCACCUUCACUGACACUGUCUUUCCGUUCUUCUGGUGUAAUGAUUUGAAAAUUGUACCAGUUAAUUGCAUCUGAUAGAAGAGUUGUGACCCCCUAACAAAUGGACCAAACUGUAGCAUUAAAGGCCAAAGUGGACUCCAUGAAAUCUGGUCUCCCACAGACCUUUAUCCACUUUCAUUCUUCUGAUAUUGUCUCAAAGAGACUCCUAUGGGGCAGAGCUGACACCACAUGCUAGUGAUUUCUGAUUCUUAAAAAAAUUAUUCUUUUGAGCCAAUCUGCAGUGAGUAACUGGUCAAGCUGGUUUACAAAAGCAAACUUAGUUUUAGGGUGCAAGGUGCCAAAUGAGCUGGUUCAAGUAACUGUCACUAGGAGCCAGGAGACCAGUUGCUGAUACAAAGAACUGGUUCGAAUCUGUUGACGUUUUCUGAGGUUUACAGUGGACUUGCUGUCUGUUGUGACUAGUAUUGUUAAAAGUAUUGGUGAUUCAGUACCAAGUCGGUACUGACAUUGUAAAAUGUACCAGGUCAGUUCAGUACCCACUGACCCACUUCGACUACUGUCAAAUGAACCGGUGCAUUCAGUAAUUGUGUGAGCACUGAGAAGAAUCCAGUGUUCCUAUUUACAAGGUUUUGAAGCACUGAGCAUUGCAGCCAGUCAUGGACAUGGUCUAAUGAGUGUGUGAACGAAAUGGGCCAUCACACGUGCCAAUCAGUCAAGUCAGAAUCCGCGUAACAUUGCUCAAAAUGCCUGAGGUAUUCUUUUACACACUUGUGAAUCCUGAAAUAAUGAUAACCAUAGCAAUGAACAGGACAAAAAAAAUCUGAUACUGUAAGUCAAAAUAGGUCUAUGCAUCAUAUCUUGGAGUGUAAAUGCAGACUAAGAGGGAUUUCACACUAGCACUUUUUUUUUGUGCAUCUGGGUUUGGUUUAAUAAUAUGAACGUUGUUUUCUGAACUCAGGUGUGCACCUGCAAACUGUACCUGUGUCUGCCUAAAAAGGAUGGUCUGGGGUACGGCUCAUGCGAACAUUACGGUUUGCAUGUGAUGUGAAUGUGAUCGUAAUAUGUCAUUGAGGUGAGCCAUUAAUGAUGAAGUGGUCAAACUGUGUAUCUGUGUGUUUACUUGCUUGCUUUCCUCAUUUUUUGUUGAAGAAAUUGACUCAAGUGUUCUCUUGAACCCUUUGCAUUGAAGUCAUGAUAAAUAGAUGCAUGUGGGUCAACCGAAUUUGGACCAAGGGUCAAAGGGUCAAACCAAGCACCCUAAUAGACUCAAUACUUGUUUUACAUAAUGUGUUUCUUUGUUCUUCAUAUUUUUUUUCACUGGUCCUUUUAAAGGAAUGUUUACUUAAUUUAAAAAUAUUUGAAUACUGCUGUUUUAAUAUAUAGUUUAGUAAUAAUUACUAUUGUCAUUAAUAAUUAAGUCAUUUAAUUAUUAGUUUUAAUGAAGUGGUGCAGGAACGGCUAAUUUUACUAUAAUUUGUCAAGGUUUUCCUAUGGGUUUAUUUACUUUAUGAGUAAACGUAAUACAAUGUACAGCACAAACUGUACACGCUCAUACUCCAAAUUUUCCUAUGUAGUGACUUAUUACAAUAAAUACAAUGGUCAUAAAUUGAAAAACUUCAUUGGAAAGUCUUGAGGAAUCCCAUAGUGAAUUAGUCGUACAGGUUUUUAUGUCAUCCAUGCACCAGUUGAUAGUUUUUGUUAUUGUACCAAAAUUGGUACCAACAAUCUGGAAAUGUUACUGAUGUUCAGGUCAACUACUGAAAUUCUGAUACUGAAUAAAAUAUGCAUAAACCCACUGAUAUUUGUUUCUGUGCAUUUUAUUUUACUUAUUAGUAACACAUUUGUUUUUCAGUUGCAAUCAUAUGUUUUCAUUAGAAGUGUUUUGAUUGACAUUUGAAGAAAUGUGAUUUCAUCAGUUUAUCAAUGACAACAUUGUGCUUGCAACAAGGUGAGACCCACUUCUUUCUUUUUAUUGGCAAAUUGUCAGUGCAUUACUGACAUAGUAGCUCUUACUGGUUACUGAAACAAAGAGAUUUGUGUUUUACUUUAGUUUGUGUGUUUUGGCUGCUAGGAUGGGCCUUGUAACAAUUCAGACCAUAUCUCAGCUAUAGGGUGUGGUGUGUCACAGUUAUAGCACUAUUGGUUGAUCUGUUUGAUGGCUGUAUUACACAAACGUAAUGUAAUGUGUGACAUGAGUGUUGUACGCUUGCACUAGAAGUUUCUCUUGGCUGAUCCAUCCACCUCCUGCCUUGUUUGAAUUAAGUGGUCUGUAUUUAUUUAUUUAGCUUGUACUUUUGUUUGUAUGUUGUGUAUUGUAAGAAGAAAGAAAUGAAGAGGCCAUGUACUGCACCAGUGCCCUGGAGUAGGUUAGCUGUGAAGCGUGAAGUUACUAUGGUGAUACACUGCUAAACCAAACCACUUUCAUGAUACCAAAAACCCAGAGUUGGUACAAACUCUAUGUAAACUAGCCAGCAAACCAGCUUAAUGGAACAGAAGCCUUAUGUAAGUUCAGAUAGAUUUCUCAUAAUAAGGAAGGAACUUACAGACACACACUAUACAGAAUCAGAAGUGAUGUUACAAAAUGAAAGAAUAUAUUUAUUCGUUUAAAAAUAAAAGUACUUUUCUUUGCUGCAAAAAAUACCUUUUUUGAAUUGUACAAUUUGAUUUUACUCUUGAUUUUAGUUUAAAUCUAGAUUAAAGACCCAUCUCUUUAACCUUGCUGACACAUAACACAUCAACAUAUAUAAUUCAAAUCCGUUAAAGGAUUGUUAGGCUGCAUUAAUUAGGUCAACCGGAACCGGGAACACUUCCCAUAACACCCGAUGUACUCAGUGCAUCGUCAGAAGAAUGGCAUCUACGCUAAUAUUAGUCUGUUUCUUUCUUAUUCCGAGGUCACCUUAACCACCAGAUCCAGUCCGUAUCCAGAUCAGAUGGUCACUGCAGUCCCCCGGAUCCAGUCUGUGCCCAGCCCAGACGGUGGAUGAGCACCUAGAGACGACCUCUACGGCCCUGAAUGUCAGCGGAGUCCACAUCAACUAGAUGAGCCCCAGAGACGGAUCCCCAGUAAAGACCUCGUCACCUAGACGGCCGUCGGCACAAGACCACGGGAACCAGAUGAGUCCUCUGUGUCUGGCCAGAGGAGAACUGCCCCCCGACUGAGCCUGGUUUCUCCCAAGGGUUUUUUCUCCAUUUGUCACCGAUGGAGUUUUGGUUCCUUGCCGCUGUCGCCUCUGGCUUGCUUAGUUGGGGACACUUUUUCUUCACACGAUAUUGUAUUUUAUUUUAUUGUAUUUGAUUAACUGCCUUUACCUGAAAAUUGAGUGUUUAUUGUUGCCCUUUUGCAUUGCUGAUGUACUAUUUCCUAUUCAAUACUGUAAAGCCACUUUGUCACAAUUCUGUAUUGGUGGUAUGUAAAUAAAGAUGA
Messenger RNA from Labeo rohita (rohu), 4900 nucleotides. Its product is annotated as zinc-binding protein A33. Gene Ontology annotation, molecular function: zinc ion binding; protein binding. Lineage: Eukaryota; Metazoa; Chordata; Actinopteri; Cypriniformes; Cyprinidae. The record is from RefSeq and is a predicted model, not a curated record. The transcript is spliced from 6 exons. Bases 205 to 1551 code for a protein of 448 amino acids.